UAGUAGUCGUUCGAGUUUUAUUUAAUUAGUGUCUAGUGUGACUCAGUUGAACAGUAGACGACGACGAAUAGGCCUACCGGUCUGUCAAUAGCCAGAUAUUAAUCAUGACCCAAACACGUUCAUGAUCUAGCUUAAGACAGGUUGUAAAACGGCAGGAGUGACCACAAGUGUUUUAUGAAUCAUUGACAUUCUUUUGAACAUCGUGAUAUAGCAAGUGUACCGUUAUAUUAACAUCUUAUUCAAAUUGUUAGUGCUACAUAUAUAUAUAGUGUAUGGGGAAUAUUUACAUGGCAUUUUCAAACGUAGGCCCAUGGCUUGUGCUGUAGAGAUAAGGAAUAAAGUUUUUUGUUUGGCGUAAUACAUUUCAUAAUGGAAACGGAUAAUAUUUGUACGAAAAUUGUUGGAAAUGACGAGUUGGUUCCAUUUGAUGAUUUUGACCUGGGUCAUUUACCAGAAGAAUGGCGACAUGAAGAACUUUUGGAAUUGAUCAAAGGCGCGGGAAAAUUGGUAGCUCGAGUAAAGGUUACGUCUGACUCUGGCGAAGAUCUGUAUAGUUCGGGUCUCGUGAUCAAAUAUGGCGGAAGUUUUGCAAUUCAAACAAAUAAUAAAUUUAUUGAAAAUGUCACCAUGGCAACCGGGUGUGAAAUCGAAUUUAGUUUUGACAAAGAAGACCGAAAUGAUGUAAUAAAAUGUGUAGGAACUGGUAUAGUGGAGACUUCAAAAAUGCUGGACAAAACCCUCGUCUCGUUUGAACCAAUUCCUGAUUUUCUGAAUGAGUUAAAUAUAAUGGACGACAAGUAUUUUCUUCCAGAUAUUGAAACCGUCAAUCAAGACGGUGUGAACGAAAACGCGACAUCUUUGAUAAUGAUGUCUCAGAAUAAGGCCUAUCUGUUCCUUCCUGAAAACGAAGACGUUAACAAAAAGGCUGAUGUGAAAAUACGAUUCUGUGACGGAACCGUCAGCGACUUAACUAGUAACUGGAUUACAUUUGAACCCAUUCCCGACGAAUUGAAAUCUAAUCCCCACCACGAGGCUUAUUCCUCUUGUAAAGUUCUGAUAUGUACCACUACAGAUGGGCGUACCGUCGGCGCUACGACAGAAUUCUUCUCUGGUCAUAUAGUGUUGAAGAUGCUACAACCCGUCACUUUGGAAGAGGCAAAAAACUCUGUUAUAUAUUUUUACGGCGACAAUGACAAUGAGUUUUUAGGAACGGGGUUAUACUUUAAAAAAUCGAUUUUAGAAUCGGCCCGCGCAAUUAAUGGUCUCGAAAUCAACAUUCCCAAAGCAGACACAAGCUCAGAACAUGAACUUUUGGCGCGAAUAUUUGACUCAUUUUGGUUGCUAUCGUUUAAACCCGUACCAAAUCCAAUUCAGCACGACAUGUCAAAAAGGAAAAGAAGCUGUACACUUUUAGAAAACGACCAAGGAGGAGUUGUCGUUAUUGGACAUCCCAGUGGUAAAAUAAAAAUGGCUGCUGCGGGUAAGAUUGUAAGGAGUGGAGUAUAUCAUGAUAAAGAAAAUGGUGAUAUUGGUUUUGAAGUCAUUUUCGAAGCUAAAACUGUAAAGCAGGAUUUAGUAGGUUCCUUAGUCUUGUGUCUACAAACGGGGAAAAUAUACCACCUUAAGGAAGUAUUAUCGGCAAAUAGCGAUGAAGAAGCCGAUAUGUGUCGUGCUGUGUUAGGAAUCAGACUAGAUCAGCUUUUUAAAGUGAAUAAACCUAAACGUGAUUAAUAUUUAUUAUUUCUGCGGUUAAAAAAGCCGUCCAAAUAAACAGGCAUGUGUAUAGAUGUGUCGGCGAAAGCUUAUUAAAGAUGGAUUUCAAACUGGCUUGAAGUUUUAUCUGCUUCCUUCUCUUCGUUUAUAUCACAUUAAACAUUUGGCACGUACGUUAUCUCGACAGUUAUCUAUUUUAUUAUAUAGUUUAUGUAUUCAUAUGCCAUUUUGAAUCAUAUUUGUCGGUUAUGUAUUAUUUCAGUCACUCUUAAGUCCAUUAUGCUAAUUUGCAAAGUUUGUUUUUAUAUUUUCUUAGUAAAUAGUUUACAAUAUGUAUCCGGUUCAUGUCAUCUAAUAUCCGAUAAGUCUUAUGAAAAUACAGACAAGAAUAAAGAGGGAACACAGUA
Messenger RNA from Patella vulgata (common limpet), 2120 nucleotides. RefSeq lists its product as uncharacterized. NCBI's taxonomy places the organism in Eukaryota, Metazoa, Mollusca, Gastropoda, Patellidae. The transcript has 3 exons. The record is from RefSeq and is a predicted model, not a curated record. Bases 370 to 1731 code for a protein of 453 amino acids.